AUGAAAAGCAGCAUUUCUGGACAGAACACAUUACACCGUAUUGACGAAGAGAGAAAGAAAGAAAGAAAGAAGAAGAAGAAGAAGACAAAGCGUCUCUCUUUAUUCUCGCUCACUUUCACUGGGCUCGAUAUCAUGAAACGCGAUGGCACCACGCGGAAGCAACCGAAACAACGACGACAGUCGCGUGAGAUAUUCGUCGUAUUCUUUCUCAUCUUUGUUGCGUUGGCCUUCUUCUUCGUGUUCUCAUCUUCAUCGUCUUCUUCUUCUUACGACGACGACGACGACGACGAGUCGUACUAUCGCUCGUCCACUUUCAAGAACGGUAAGAACAGAAGAGGCACGCAGGACAACGGAAGGAAGAAAAGAGACACGCCGUCGGUAUGGCAAGGCAACCCGAUACGUUUCGACGUUCCAGACAAUGUGGACGUCGAGUCGUCGUUAACUUUUGCACCUCCUCCGCCUCCUGACAAACCGUUGUUUAAAAUCGGUUGGGCAAAGUUCAAACAAAUGGAAGAUAGAGUCAAGAAUACCGAGAAAGAUGUGUUUGAAAGAGGUUUACGAGUUUCCGCGCUGAAGGAUAAGUGGGCGGACUACUUGCCUCGACCGCCGAAGAAUACGUUGCGACCGAUUCGCAUCGCCGUUCCUGAAAGAAUCACCUCGAGCGAGUUGGAAAGCAUAAAGUCGAGAAUAGCUCAGGAAGAUCGAGAGCGUUUAGAAAAGUUGAGGGAAGUGAGAAAAGAAGAGAACGAUAGGCGAAAAGAAGAGGAUGAGUUUAACGAUCGCGUUCAAAAUCAAGGAUUGCGAGAGUCUUUGAGUAGACUGAGCAGUUCUACACGAGCGGCGUUGUUAGGAACUUCGUCUUCUUCUUCUCCUUCUAAGCAUGGUAGUAGUAGCAGUAAUAAUAGACAUAGCAGUAGCAGUGGUAGCAGUAAGCAUGGUUGA
Bathycoccus prasinos is the source of this 942-nucleotide messenger RNA. RefSeq lists its product with no specific name. The coding region runs from base 1 to 942 and encodes 313 amino acids. The transcript has a single exon. NCBI's taxonomy places the organism in Eukaryota, Viridiplantae, Chlorophyta, Mamiellophyceae, Mamiellales, Bathycoccaceae. The record is from RefSeq and is a predicted model, not a curated record.